Messenger RNA from Magnolia sinica, 860 nucleotides. RefSeq names its product thioredoxin Y1, chloroplastic. The record is from RefSeq and is a predicted model, not a curated record. Gene Ontology annotation, cellular component: cytoplasm. NCBI's taxonomy places the organism in Eukaryota, Viridiplantae, Streptophyta, Magnoliopsida, Magnoliales, Magnoliaceae. Gene Ontology annotation, molecular function: oxidoreductase activity, acting on a sulfur group of donors, disulfide as acceptor; protein-disulfide reductase activity. The coding region runs from base 109 to 618 and encodes 169 amino acids. The transcript is spliced from 4 exons.
AUGGACUGACCAAAUCCUUUCCCAUUUCUCGUCUAUUCUUUUCAUUUCUUCCCUUUCACACCGUCCUCGUCCCGAUUUCCUCGCAUAGCUCGCGGGAAGACUGCAGCAAUGGCGAUUUCCCUAACAACGUCGACCAUCUCAUCCUUCAAUCUGGACCGUCAGACUGCUUUCCAAUUCUCCAAGCUCUCUCCGUCGACGUCUCUGCGAUUCGCCCCGUUUCGGCGCCUUCCGUUUGGAAACCGCAAGUCCUUGUCCUUUACUCGGCCUCGUCGGAUUCUUCCUCGUGUUGAAGCAAAGAAGCAAAAAUUUUCUUCAUUUGAUGAAAUGCUGGCAAAUUCUGACAAGCCUGUAUUAGUCGACUUUUAUGCAACAUGGUGUGGUCCAUGCCAAUUCAUGGGUCCUGUUCUCAAUGAAGUCAGCAAUUUAUUGAAAGAUAAGAUCCAAGUGGUCAAAAUUGAUACGGAGAAGUACCCAAGCAUCGCCGACAAAUACAGAAUAGAGGCGCUACCCACAUUCAUUAUUUUUAGAGAGGGGCAGGUCUGCGAUCGCUUUGAAGGUGCUUUGACUGCAGAUAAGCUAAUCCAACGCAUCCAGGAUGCACUGAAAGUUUCACAAUAGCAUACGCAGUGAGCGUUUUUAUGUAACUAUGUUGGUUGUUACAUUCUUGUUGUUUGUUUUGUUUUCUUUCUUGUUGUCUUCUUACCUGAAUUGCAGCAACCAAUUUUCGAUUAUUCUGUAGUAACCAGAUCUAAGACAUCUGGGUACUGGACCACAGCUCCAUAUCUCGCACUGAUUGAUCAGAUAUUACUGUAUCAAAUUCAUUAAACAUGAAACUACAAUGGAAAUGAUAUUGGGUUGAA